This is a messenger RNA of Oppiella nova, 1827 nucleotides long. The record is from the annotation of a GenBank genome assembly. NCBI's taxonomy places the organism in Eukaryota, Metazoa, Arthropoda, Arachnida, Sarcoptiformes, Oppiidae.
AUGGAGUCGACAAAUAGUAACACAUCUCAUGGUAAUAGAGGUCCGGAAGCGUAUAAUUUUGAGAGGAAAGAGUAUCACUCGUCGGACAAUACAAGGGAACAGAACUUAUCACAGAAUGUGAUGACUGAUAGGAAUGACGGCAACGAAAACUCGUGGACCGAAGAUGUCUCGUCUCCGUACGCUUUCGUUACAAUCGCUUACAACAACUUAAGCGCAACCAAUGCUAUAAUUUUGGCCAAUUCUCUAGUGAUCGGAAGCGUAACAAAUUUGUUUGACGAGUGCGAAGAGUUGUCCGCAUGUGUCGACUGGAUAUUUCCCGAUACUUUCAAUUGUUCAGUAUUUGUCUUCGAGCCGAGUCUUACAACUUAUGAACAAAUACUCAGCUUUGCAUUGUUUCACCAGAAGUGCUCUGAACAGAAGGAUGAGGGGAUGGCCGAGACAUUGGAUGAGAUGACUCUUCUCAACCAAUUCUUCGCCCCGAAAUGGAAACGAAUUUCUUUUAUUUAUAAUUUCGUCAAAAACGAUGCCAUUUAUACACAGAUUCCGGCGUUUAUGAAGUACGGGGAUUCCAUCAGAAUUGUCAACUUCGGACAUAUGCUGAGCCAAUCGGGAGGGUUAGGCUCACAGUCCGGCACUUCUUUAGUACAUCCCUGGCAUAUAGUGUUUGAUUUAUUGGCCAGUAGUCAGCAAGAAGUGAUCAAAUCGAUGGCGAUUGACAAUUACGCCAAGUUUUAUCUCAAUUGCUUUGUCCAACGCUUGUGGCAGAGUGCGAAGAGUUGUCCGCAUGUGUCGACUGGAUAUUUCCCGAUACUUUCAAUUGUUCAGUAUUUGUCUUCGAGCCGAGUCUUACAACUUAUGAACAAAUACUCAGCUUUGCAUUAUAUAUCAUAUAAAUUAGUGUUUCACCAGAAGUGCUCUGAACAGAAGGAUGAGGGGAUGGCCGAGACAUUGGAUGAGAUGACUCUUCUCAACCAAUUCUUUGCCCCGAAAUGGAAACGAAUUUCUUUUAUUUAUAAUUUCGUCAAAAACGAUGCCAUUUAUACGCAAAUUCCGGCGUUUAUGAAGUACGGGGAUUCCAUCAGAAUUGUCAACUUCGGACAUAUGCUGAGCCAAUCGGGAGGGUUAGGCUCACAGUCCGGGACCUCUUUAGUACAUCCCUGGCAUAUAGUGUUUGAUUUAUUGGCCAGUAUACAUCCCUGGCAUAUAGUGUUUGAUUUAUUGGCCAGUAGUCAGCAAGAAGUGAUCAAAUCGAUGGCGAUUGACAAUUACGCCAAAGCAUGGUCUAUUUUUGAUUUGAUUCAACUUCUGAGUAAAGAAUCGGGUAUAGAAACAGAUGAUCACAUGUUCACACAAACACCGAUCACUUUCCGAAGAAUCAAAUCUCCUGCCGAAGCCAUUGCCAAAUACGAUGCUUUCAAUUUCGAUGAUGACGACAUAUCUUUGGACAUAAUGUCUGGCAUAUCGUUAAAGGAUUCCGAGGAUAUUGAGCCAAAAGAAGCCGAUUCUGAAGUUAAAGAUCAACAGAAUCGAGUUGAAGAGCAAACAAAUGACACGAUCACUAACACUGAUCCUGAAUCUCAUGUUCAGACGGCACCCCACGAACAACUCACACAACAGCAACAAGACGACCGGAGCAAAAGGGAAUGGGAGGCCGGAAGGAUCGAUUGGAUGGGCGCUCACCAGUCCGACCGCAUUAUUGAUAGGCUUAAGAGACUCAUUAAUGACUAAAUUUGCUCAUAGUUUGACGUUUGGACUAAAUUUUAUCAUAACUAAUCAAUUAUUUCUAGUAUCAUAUUUUAUUAACAAUAACUUUAUUUUAAAAUUUAU